Trichophyton verrucosum HKI 0517 is the source of this 417-nucleotide messenger RNA. RefSeq lists its product as uncharacterized. The transcript has a single exon. Lineage: Eukaryota; Fungi; Ascomycota; Eurotiomycetes; Onygenales; Arthrodermataceae. Bases 1 to 417 code for a protein of 138 amino acids. The record is from RefSeq and is a predicted model, not a curated record.
AUGGAUGUAUGGGAUGAGGGAGAUGACCAGCUCGACCUUGGCCAGCUCGGCGUCCAGGGCAGCAGAGUCAUUGACGUCCAGGGAGAUGGCGUUGGUGUUCUUGAUGCCCUUGCAGAGCUGCUGGGCGCUCUCGAGGGUACGGCAGGCUGUUUCAUCCCGUCGUUAGCUGGUGGUCUUUCAGUCAAGUAUACAGCUGUAUUUUAUAUAGAGGCACCGCGGGGGAAGAUAUCACCCACCAACAGUCAGGAGGACACCGGCCUUGCUCAGCUCGUCGAUGGUAGGCUUAGUGACUGUCAAACAGAGGUAAGAAUAUCAGCCAAUUCAUCCGUCCAGACGCUCUCUCUUGUCGUUGUAUCUGAGGCCGCUCGACUAACCGAAGCCGCUUCCAAGCCUGUUAUCGUGAGUCAGUCAAGCUAG